Molecule: messenger RNA, 1743 nt
Organism: Alternaria arborescens
Lineage: Eukaryota; Fungi; Ascomycota; Dothideomycetes; Pleosporales; Pleosporaceae
Exons: 2
Coding region: 1-1743 (580 amino acids)
Source: RefSeq, a predicted model, not a curated record
AUGGAUCCCCAGAGCGUAGCCUUCCAGCCGCGCGACGAUCUCUGGCGCUUCCAAAGCGAGAUGCUCCGAGUGCAGGAGAACCAAGCCGACCUCGCUGAUCGCGUCGCUCGCUUGGAGCGCAAGCACGAAGACGACUCGCGCCUGAAGAACGUCUGGGGGACAUCAUCGCCCUUCCCUUCGGUGUUGGGGGGAACCCCUCAACAGGUGCCCCUGCAGCAGCCGACCGCCGAGCACUUUACAAACUUCGACGACCAGUCCAGCAAUCUCAUUGGCAACCUGCAGCUGGACGCCGAUGAAGAGCCUCGUCGCGUAGGCGCCACAUCCCGUGCGAAUAGUGUUCGCUUCGACGAGACGGCCAACCACGGUCACUGGGCACAUGCAUCGAGGUCGUCGUUGGACCUGAUACCCCGCACUGGCAGUGGCAUGGGCGGCCAUGUCAUGAGCGAGCGCAGCUACUCUCACAAAUCAGAUGGAAGGCAGAGCUCUGCUGGCCACUCGGUACACUCCAUGGCCUCUGGUCGCGCGAACAGUCUUACUAGCUUUGGACCGACAACGCUUCAAGACGCCCCAGGGCUGGCUCCUGGCUUGUUCAUUCUCGGCUCCGUUCCUGCCAUAAUACGUUGCUGGCUCAACACUAACUUCAGGCACGAUACCCUGUUGUACGCAGCAGUGUGUUCAGGCUCAUACACAUCGCAUCUGGACUCUUACAUGGUCCACCAUCUAGGCUUCCAGGAUCGCGUCGUUAUAGGCGAGGAUGGUGUUCGCAAAAUCAAGCUCUCUGUAUAUCUCCCAGAGGCCGUGCCUAUCUCAGCGUCUUCGCGAUCCGACAGUCCAGCUCCGCAGCUUCCUUCGGUGGGGGUGAAUUUCACUGUCACUGAGGAGCACAAUGCUGAAGUCAAUCCAAAAGCUAUUCAAAUUUUCCUUGGCAGCGAUAUGCUUCGAGAGCAUAACGCCGAUCUUCUUUUCUCUUCUAGCCAACUAACACUGUAUGAUGAUGACCGCAGCAAGCUUCAGAUACCACUCGUGCGCCCUGAAGAUGAUCGCGCUUUCAAAUUCUUGCACACUAGCGGUGCUUCCACGGCGCAUCUAAACCGCACAACUUCAGCUCUUGCUUCAACGCAGUCGAGCCACAUGAUCGAGAGUUCCGCCGCUUCAGCAACUCGUGAACCUUAUUCGUCGACUGAGAAGUCGAAUGGCCAAGGGCCAGCGACUAGUUCUGAUGAUGGCGGGUUCAGUGGACACGGUAGUCUUGAACAGCGACCUCAACUCGGACUCUCCACAUCGAAUCGCUCUGACGCCAAAGGUGCUCCAGACUCAGGCCUUGCUAGUGGAGUGCCGCGCACAGGAGCCUCUCCAGCUAUCUGGAGCAAUUGGCGCCGUGACCAAGCAGAGAAGGCAAACACGGGCUCUUUGGAUUGGGCUAAUGUGGGUAAAACUACCAGCUCAAAUCCCAGUUAUCAGCGACGUGAUACAGGCAUCAAAGUUCUGAAGCCCUCUAGAUCGACACGUACGUUAUCCACGUCAAACUCAUCGCCAGUCACAGGACAGUCGCGCUUUUUUGAUGAUGGAAAGCGAAGGGGUGAGGGCGAAGCGACCAGUGACCUUGCGCCUCCUCAGGUGAAGAGGACUGUGUCUGGAGAAAGGGGCAGGGAAAACGUGCCUGCAUUGUCGAAACCUCGAUCCGCGAACCCAGUUGGCGGCGCUUCUGCUUUUGCAUGGCUGAACAGCAGCGGGUCGAAAUGA